UCGAUUGAACAUAUCCAUCCGCAUUUCGACUUCGUAUACAGUAUUGCCUCAUUCUCACACUGAAAAAUAUAUAUAAUGGCACUUUUUAUUUUCAAAUCUUUCAGUUGAAUUAAUAGUUUCCAUAACUGCCAAGAUCAAGGCGAAAAUCUUCUAUAUUCAACGGGCGAACUACUUUUCUUCUGUGCGUCGAUGUUCCAAACAUAGCAUUGUCAUCGAAUCGGUCCAGUCUGUGAGUUUUAUCAUGGCGCAAAAUAAGUAUGAUUUACUUCUUGUAACCACGAAAACAGACAAGACAAUCCGAAAUCAGCCGUGGUACAAAGAGAGACUUAAGAUAAAAUACUUGAAAUCAAGAAAGCCAACAGAUUCAUCUAAAACUUUAAUUGGUUCUGAGUGGUCGUUUUUAAAAUCAGGUUUAGAUGAUUUUAGGGAUGGUUUGCCGCCUCCUGUUGAUGAUGAGGAUGGAGGAUUUUUGAAGGGGAAAAAAGGUCCUGAACCAAACUUGAAGGGGGAUGUGACAAAUCCAAGCCAGACAGUGAAUAGGAAGAGGUUUACGAAGCACCAAGUAGUGUAUUCCAAGGCAUUACCAUUGCAUCAAAUGAGACAGGAUCAUAUAGAAGAGAUGGAAUAUGGACUAACUCAGCAUCCGUUAGCUUUAUAUCCACAUCUAGAAGAGUGUAUGCCACCAGAUGUAUUUGAAGAUGUUGUUGAUAUACUUGACCCUGAAAUGAACCUAGGCAGCGAGGCAGAUGAUGAAUUUGAUGAAUUUGACGAUGCAUUUGGGGAUGAUGGAUCUCAACCACAACAGAUGAAUGGUGACUCAAUUAAGGAUGGUUCUCAUUCACCAGGAUCACAGGACGAUGACGACUCCAAAACUAGAAACCCUUACCGUUGGCUACCAGGCAGAAAAGAAGACAAAGAUGAUAAAAAACAUAGUAAAAAAAGAAGUGAUUCUCCUUCGCAGGAUGGCCACAUUAAAGACGUAACCAAGGAAUUCUGUGACUGGGUGGCGAGUUUAGGAGGAGAAAGUAACAAUGUGGAGGAAGCAACGAUACACAGUUUAUUUGCUAGUGGAUAUGAGACAAAACCAGCACUGUCAGUGCCGAUACAUGUAGUAGAACUUACCAAUGUGCCGCCUGAACUUAGAAUGUCUGCACAGAUCACACCCCAGGGAUCAGCACAGACUAAGCAAGGAGAAGAUGCAUUGAAGGACAAGAUGGGUAGUACUGGUUACCAGCCUAGUUGGAUCAAACAUAAGUACGGUAGUUGGUAUUUAAAUCCUAAGACAUGGAAAAAGAGACCUGCUAAUGAACCACUGCAAGAUCCUCAAGAGCUGAAAGACAAAGAAAUGUCUGAAUCCAAAAAGAACAGCUUGGCCAUGGAUGAGGAGUUAGCACCACUCCAUGGGGCUAAAGCAUUUAAAGAUUUUAUUGAGACCAAAAAUAACAGAAUGCCAGAGUUUUUGAACCGUGUUGCUGAUUUCCAAGAAAAAGCCAAGGCUGCAGCAGAAGCUGCUGCUGAAGAAGCGGCAAAGAAAGCGGAACAAGACAGAUCCAAAAAAGACAAAUCGUGA
Molecule: messenger RNA, 1570 nt
Organism: Saccoglossus kowalevskii
Lineage: Eukaryota; Metazoa; Hemichordata; Enteropneusta; Harrimaniidae
Product: protein FAM47E-like
Biological process (GO): transcription initiation-coupled chromatin remodeling
Cellular component (GO): chromatin
Source: RefSeq, a predicted model, not a curated record